AUGAGGCCGACUCCUCCGAUGAGUCUGACUCGGCAUCCCGUCCACAGCAGUCGACCUCGUCGUAAGAAGGCAGCCGCAGCCACCGGCGACCCACCCGACCCAUUGCCCACCACAGCCCCGCCCCUGGCCACACAUGAGGACGUCCUCCUCAUAUCCGACGAUUACGCCGCCCUUCGAGCGCCGAUCUCCGCAUCCACAGGCCGGCUCCUGGCUAGUGUGCGCGAGAAAGACGACCAGCGGUGUGGGCAGCGCACCUUUGAGGCGGCGAAGGAGAGGUGGCCGGCGAAGUUCCAACCAGUGGUGGACUACUGGGACAAGAAGCUGGAGGAGCUGCCGAAAGAGAUCCGCCCCGUUCUCAUCCCGCCUCUCCUCCCGCGCCUGGUCACAAAGGGCGGCAAGAAGUCGCUGCGGCUGCACCAGGGGCUGGGUGUGGCUGAGGGUGCCGUCAAGGGGGACGCCAAUUGGGAUCCGCAGUCGCUUCCCUGGCACCCGGAGGGCCAUCCCACGUAUUUGUGCAGACGGCCAGACGGCAAGUUCACUACAAUGACCCUACGGUGAGGGCUUCGGGAAGGGUGAAAAGAAGAUAUGUACAUGUGUGUGUAAUGUGCGUGUGUCUGUGUGUGGUGGAUGUGUGUGUGUGCACAGGUUUCUGACAUACGUCAUGCUUCGGUUGCCGCCCGAUGACCCCUUCCCCUUUCAUUUCCUCGAUUUCGUCAUUGCCGCGCCAGACAUGACAGACCCGCGCUGCAUCGCUUCUGUCAGGGAGAAGCUCAAGGCCGUCUGCGGGGAGGAUGAGCUCAUAGCCGUUCUGGAGAAGAGACCGAUGGACCAAUGGCGAAAACUGGUGCGUUGAACCUCAUCCAUUCAUCCAUUCAUCCAUUCAUCCAUUCAUCCAGUCAGACAGACAGACAGACACCUCGACAACACUAGCAGUGUCAGUGCCCCUCCGGCGGCGGCAGCCGCGGCUGGUGCCGUGAUGAAGCACCCGGACGAGGCGCUGGUGCUGGCUCAUUCGGCGACGAUGUAUAGCGGGGGGGAGAUGCGCAGUGGCGGUCCGCCCUCCACCGGGGCGUGGUCGGUGGCCGAGAAGUGGAACUUCUUUGUCGGAUUCGCCAAAUAUGGAAAUUCGUGGGUUGAGGUGGCAGGUAGGUAUGCGUCUGACCGGACUGGGUCACUCACGGCAGGGUAUGCUCGUCUGGUUUGGUUGUGUGUGUGCCUGUGUGCAGCUGAAGUUGGUACUCGUACGCGCCAGCAGUGCCGUUCCCAUUUCCAGAAGACCUUCCUCUACUCACUGCCCGAGACCGAGCGCCAGGAGGUGGGUAGGGAGGGCGACACCACACACACGGGGAGAGGGAGAGAGGCACUUUGCAAUGGAAUUCAUCAACCAGUCGUGUGUGUGUGGUCUGUGUGUGGUGGGGCGUGUGUGCAGCGUGCCCAGCAGUUCAUCCAGCAGGAGUUGGAGCGGAACCGUGGCCAGCCUCCCCUCGAGCUGACCGACCUGUCGGCCCCUGCUGCGUCCAACCCCCUGCUCAAGACGAGCGGCGACCCCAGUGGCGGCCG
Messenger RNA from Vitrella brassicaformis, 1560 nucleotides. The record is from the annotation of a GenBank genome assembly. NCBI's taxonomy places the organism in Eukaryota, Vitrellaceae.